AUGAAUUCAAGAGAUCCUGCUUACAGAGAUUGUGAUGGAAAAGCUGUUACUCAAUGUAUAUGGGAAAUAUAUUUAGUGGCAUUAUUAGCACUUGUAAUUACAUGUUCACACAUAAUCCUUGCUAUAACUUCCAGUAACUGGAGUGGGAUUGCUUCUAUAGGAGCUGAACUAGCAUCAGCAAUUGUUUUCUUUAUUGCAAAACAUUCUCAGGUGCAAGAUGAUAAUGAUGAUGAGUUGGGUAAUGUUGAAACUAUAUCAAAACAAAUUGGAAUUAAUAUAGAAUUAAAGAAAAAG
Funneliformis geosporum is the source of this 294-nucleotide messenger RNA. The record is from the annotation of a GenBank genome assembly. Lineage: Eukaryota; Fungi; Glomeromycota; Glomeromycetes; Glomerales; Glomeraceae.